This is a messenger RNA of Macadamia integrifolia, 1464 nucleotides long. RefSeq names its product dehydrodolichyl diphosphate synthase complex subunit NUS1-like. Gene Ontology annotation, molecular function: ditrans,polycis-polyprenyl diphosphate synthase [(2E,6E)-farnesyl diphosphate specific] activity. Gene Ontology annotation, cellular component: endoplasmic reticulum membrane; dehydrodolichyl diphosphate synthase complex. NCBI's taxonomy places the organism in Eukaryota, Viridiplantae, Streptophyta, Magnoliopsida, Proteales, Proteaceae. Bases 348 to 1112 code for a protein of 254 amino acids. The transcript is spliced from 9 exons. The record is from RefSeq and is a predicted model, not a curated record.
AGUCGCUUGUUUAUGAUUUGAGUUUUUCGGCAGAAAAAAGGGCGGAAAAUGGAAAACCUAAUUCUUCCGAGUCCAAAUUUCAUCAAAGUCAUGUGGAAAGAGAGUGAAGAACAGUCGAUUAUUUUAAGGAUCAAGAUUUUGAAUUCAUGCGAAACUCAUUCUUCGAAUUCUGCGGUUAAUUUCAACUAAAUAGUAAUGUACUUCAAGUUUGCAGAGCAAUGACAGUAAGAACAAAGCAGGAGACCUUCCAAGAAAGUAUGAAGAACAGAUUUAUGGAUUUUGGGUAUGAAACCCAGAGGGUUCUCAGAUCAGUUGGACAUACAUAGAGUUCUAUUCACAUCAAGUGUAUGAAAAUCUUUAUGGAUUCUUUGAGGACUACAUCCUUUGUGCAGAACUUAGUCAAGCUUUUGCUUCGCCUACUCUGGAGUUUGCUACAUCUUGCAGUUAACGUAUGGUAUUUUGUGCUGGAUAUAGCUCAUAUGCUGCAAAGCUUUCUUAUCUCAAAUGGGUUAUUGAGGAAUUACAAAGUACUCAAUCUAAGUCGCCUUAGAUACCUGGCCAUUGUGGUUGACAGUGAAGAAGCUCAGCACACCUCAUGGGUUGUUGAGCUCUUGAACUGGUUGUCAGCUAUAGGUGUGAAGCAUGUCUGCCUUUAUGAUAUGAAGGGAGUGCUAAAGGAAUCAAAGGAAAUUAUAUUGAAGAAACUGGGUGUUGCAAUGCCAUGGGAGGUAGCUGAUGAAAGGAACUUGUUUCUAGAAAGAAAGCAUAUGGUUUUGGAAUUUGUUUCCUUCUCUGAUGGGAAAGAAGGGGUAGCUAAAGCAGCUAGCUUUCUUUGUUCUAAGUAUUUAAAAGGUGCUAGUAGAGGUGAAGAUCAGGAGCCAGUCUUCACGGAACCUGAAAUGACUAGUGCACUGAGAGCCGUAGGUUGUGGGGGGCCAGAACCUGACCUUCUUCUAAUAUAUGGGCCUGGAAGGUGCCACCUUGGAUUCCCAGCAUGGAGAUUGCGGUACACAGAGAUUGUGCAUAUGGGAUCAUUGAAAUCCAUGAACUAUGGUGCCAUGAUAAGAUCCAUUCGCAAGUUUACAAUGGUACAUCAGAACUAUGGUUCAUGAGGUGAGUGCUGAUAAUGGUGCAUUCAAGAAAGACUGUUGGAUUGGAUGGAUGAUGACAAAUCCUGGGGCAGUGAUCACAGGAAACAUCGAAGUAUCCAUGCCUGCACACAAGUGAAGCUACAAGUUUUUUGCGAAAUCAGGAGGCUAGAGUUGAAUUGGCAUAUUUUUCCAUUUUGGUUUAUAGUCAAUGGUAUAUCUGUGAUUUUCAUGGAAGGGGAACCAUUGUUUGUCGUUCCCAAUACUAGCCUUUUCUGUGUUAUUUUAUCAUCUAUACAGUCAGAAUCCUCUAUUGGAUGGACUCUAUCCAAGCCCUUUAUCUUUAAUAAUAUAAUUGAUUUUCUGUUUUGUAUCA